Molecule: messenger RNA, 2394 nt
Organism: Drosophila melanogaster (fruit fly)
Lineage: Eukaryota; Metazoa; Arthropoda; Insecta; Diptera; Drosophilidae
Exons: 5
Coding region: 235-1890 (551 amino acids)
Biological process (GO): proteolysis
Cellular component (GO): cytoplasm
Molecular function (GO): cysteine-type endopeptidase activity; cysteine-type aminopeptidase activity; peptidase activity
Source: RefSeq, marked reviewed
UCAUUGUAUGGUCAUACUAUUAGGAAACAAAAAAAACACUCCACAGCAAACCAAAAUAAAAUCAAAUUAAAAAAAUUAUCCAAAUUGCGCAUAGUACGACUGCAGUAGCCAGAAGUGGUCAGGAGUUCGGAAAACUGAAGGACAUCCAAAUCUGGGUCGAGCAAAAUUCGAAGUGACCUUAUAAAAUCAAAACAAGUGUAAAAUCACAAAAGAAAGGAGAAAAAACCAUUAAAUAUGUUUUGGGCGGUAAGGCGGUCAGUGACGCAGAUCAAGAUCAAUUCCCCGAAACUGAGUCAAAAUCCAAAUACGUAUCGCAAUCGAAUCCCGUAUCCGCAGCAGCAGCAGGAGCCGGCGAUGUACUAUUCAAAAGAAUCCGUUCAAACUCACACAAUAUCCGGCGAACGUUGCCAAUCCCAUUUACUUGCAGCUGACAACAACAGCGGAUCCGGAGGAGGUGGAAGCGGUGGCGGUGGCGCCGGUAACAAUAACAGUGCCAAUAGUGGUAAGAACUCGACGCACAGGUUCGCUGAGACCAGUGUGAUCACCAAUCAAUUGUUGGAAAAAUGGCGGAAAAACUUCUACAGCGAACCGAAGAAUCUGCUGGCGCAGAACGUCUGCUCACGCGUUGAUCCGUUCGAUGUGUGCCUGUCCAGGAAGGCACUGGAGACCACCAAUCAUGUGUUCAACUACAAGGUGGAAACGGAGGGCAAGCCGGUGACCAAUCAAAGGAGCUCCGGCCGCUGCUGGCUGUUUGCGGCCCUCAACUGCAUCCGCCUGCCAUUCAUGAAGAACUACAAUCUGGACGAGUUCGAAUUCUCGCAGGCCUUCCUCUUCUACUGGGACAAGAUCGAGCGUUGCAACUACUUUCUCAACAAUGUUGUGAAGACGGCACAGCGCGGCGAGAAGGUUGAUGGUCGUCUGGUGUCGUUCCUGCUACUCGAUCCCACCUCCGAUGGCGGCCAGUGGGACAUGCUGGUCAAUCUGAUAACCAAACACGGCCUUAUGCCAAAGAAAUGCUUUCCCGAGAGCUUCAGCUGCGAGUCCAGCUUACGAAUGAACGCCAUACUGAAGAGCAAGCUACGGGAGUAUGCCCGCAAUUUGCGCGUGCUGAUGGAGAAGAAUCCCACGGAUGAGGAGAUCGCCUGCAAGAUCCAGGAGCAAAUGGCCGAGAUCUACAAGGUGGUUGGCAUUUGCCUGGGCAUACCCUCGGAGACCUUCACCUGGGAGUACUAUGACAAGAGCAAGAACUAUCAGUCAAUCGGACCCGUUAGUUCGCUGGAGUUCUAUGAGCGUUAUGUUAAGCCGCAUUUCAACGUGGAGGACAAAGUGUGCCUGGUCACCGAUCCUCGGCCGACGAGUAGCUAUGACCAGGCAUACACUGUUGACUGCCUGGGCAACGUGGUUGGCGGUCGACCCGUUCUGUAUAACAAUCAGUCCGUCGAACUGCUCCUUGCGGUUGUCACCAAGUCGCUAAAGGCCGGCGAGGCCGUUUGGUUUGGCUGCGAGGUUAGCAAGCGAUUCGCCUCCAAGCAGGGCAUCGAGGAUGUGGAUGUCCACGAUUUUAAGCUGGUCUUCGACAUUGACAUACAAACGACAUUCUCCAAGGCAGACCGCCUGAUCUACGGUGAAUCGGCCAUGACCCAUGCCAUGGUUUUCACCGCCGUAUCCGUGGAUAAGAGCGGCGUGGCCCAGAAAUUGCGUGUGGAGAACUCGUGGGGUGAGGAUCGCGGCGAGAAGGGCUAUCUGGUGAUGAACGCCGAUUGGUUUAGGGAGUUUGGAUUCGAGGUGGUCGUCGACAAGAAGUACGUGCCCGAGGAUGUGUUGCGCGUGUUCGACAUGGAUCCGAUCGUACUGCCUGCCUGGGAUCCCAUGGGUACGCUAGCACAGUAGGUCCAGGUUGCCAUCAAGACACACCCAACACACCUAACACACACCCAACACACACACACACACCCAACACACACACACACACCCAACACACACCCAACACACACACACACAUAUAAAAAAACAUAUAUUAAAAUACAAUAUAUAUAAAGCUUUACGAGCAGCAAUCUUCGAGCAGCAUCCAAAUGAGUUCGAGUUACCGGCUUUCAGUUUUUUUGUACAUUAUUUUGUUCGUUUUCGAGAUCCAUCCCCCCCGAUCCUCAAGGAGGAUGUGCACAUGCACAAGCAAUAUAUCCGCGUCCAAGUCGUCCCACAAGUCUUUGUCAAUUUCUGUACAACAAUAAUUUUUUGUUUAGCGCUUAGGUAAAAGAAAUAUCUCAGUUCUCCCUUCCAUGGAUUACGUUUGAUUUUUAGUAGCGGGCAGUUGAAAAUAUAUAUAUAUAUACAAAUACGAACGAGAAAUAAAUGAAUAAUGUAAAUGCAUUUUUUACGUAUAUACAAUUACAU